Messenger RNA from Pteropus alecto (black flying fox), 565 nucleotides. RefSeq names its product lens intrinsic membrane protein 2 (gene LIM2). Gene Ontology annotation, molecular function: structural constituent of eye lens. The transcript has 4 exons. The record is from RefSeq and is a predicted model, not a curated record. Gene Ontology annotation, cellular component: plasma membrane. Bases 1 to 522 code for a protein of 173 amino acids. Lineage: Eukaryota; Metazoa; Chordata; Mammalia; Chiroptera; Pteropodidae.
AUGUACAGCUUCAUGGGUGGCGGCCUCUUCUGUGCCUGGGUGGGGACCAUCCUCCUGGUGGUGGCCACAGCGACAGACCACUGGAUGCAGUACCGGCUGUCGGGGUCCUUCGCCCACCAGGGCUUAUGGCGGUAUUGCCUGGGCAACAAGUGCUACCUGCAGACAGAGAGCAUCGCCUACUGGAAUGCCACCCGCGCCUUCAUGAUCCUGUCCUCCCUGUGUGCCACGUCCGGCAUCAUCGUGGGCAUCCUGGCCUUCGCUCAGCAGCCCACCUUCACCCGCCUCUCCCGGCCUUUCUCUGCCGGCAUCAUGUUCUUCGCCUCUACCUUUUUUGUCCUGCUGGCCUUGGCCAUUUACACUGGAGUCACCGUCAGCUUCCUGGGUCGCCGCUUCGGGGACUGGCGCUUUUCUUGGUCUUACAUCCUGGGCUGGGUGGCCCUGCUCAUGACCUUCUUUGCAGGAAUCUUCUACAUGUGUGCCUACCGGAUGCACGAAUGUCGGCGCCUGUCCACGCCCCGCUGAGCCCAACUGUAUCCACCAGCUUCAACUGGAAGUUAAAACGAGG